AUGCGCUCUCUUGAUUCUGAACCUGUCUACUUAGUGUGGGAUAGGAUCGACCGGGACCGGGUCGUGUUGGAGGUGGUGUUGAAGAUUGUGUUGAAGGUCGUGUUGAAGAUUGUGUUGAAGGUCGUGUUGAAGAUUGUGCUGAAGGUCGUGUUGAAGAUUGUGUUGAAGGUCGUGUUGAAGGUCGUGUUGAAGAUUGUGUUGAAGGUGGUGUUGGACGUUUAUACGCGUUCUGACUCCCAGACGGGUUCUGACUCUCAGACGCGUUCUGACUCCCAGACGAGUUCUGACUCCCAGACGGGUUCUGACUCUCAGACGGGUUCUGACUCUCAGACGGGUUCUGACUCUCAGACGCGUUCUGACUCUCAGACGAGUUCUGACUCCCAGACGAGUUCUGACUCUCAGACGGGUUCUGACUCUCAUACGAGUUCUGACUCUCAGACGGGUUCUGACUCCCAGACGGGUUCUGACUCUCAGACGGGUUCUGACUCUCAGACGGGUUCUGACUCUCAGACGCGUUCUGACUCUCAGACGGGUUCUGACUCUCAGACGAGUUCUGACUCUCAGACGCGUUCUGACUCCCAGACGGGUUCUGACUCUCAGACGCGUUCUGACUCUCAGACGGGUUCUGACUCUCAGACGGGUUCUGACUCUCAGACGGGUUCUGACUCUCAGACGCGUUCUGACUCUCAGACGGGUUCUGACUCUCAGACGGGUUCUGACUCUCAGACGGGUUCUGACUCCCAGACGAGUUCUGACUCUCAGACGGGUUCUGACUCCCAGACGAGUUCUGACUCUCAGACGGGUUCUGACUCUCAGACGGGUUCUGACUCCCAGACGGGUUCUGACUCUCAGACGCGUUCUGACUCUCAGACGGGUUCUGACUCCCAGACGAGUUCUGACUCUCAGACGGGUUCUGACUCCCAGACGAGUUCUGACUCUCAGACGGGUUCUGACUCUCAGACGCGUUCUGACUCCCAGACGCGUUCUGACUCUCAGACGCGUUCUGACUCUCAGACGGGUUCUGACUCUCAGACGGGUUCUGACUCCCAGACGGGUUCUGACUCUCAGACGGGUUCUGACUCCCAGACGAGUUCUGACUCCCAGACGGGUUCUGACUCUCAGACGGGUUCUGACUCCCAGACGAGUUCUGACUCUCAGACGGGUUCUGACUCUCAGACGGGUUCUGACUCAGACGGGUUCUGA
Molecule: messenger RNA, 1203 nt
Organism: Oncorhynchus mykiss (rainbow trout)
Lineage: Eukaryota; Metazoa; Chordata; Actinopteri; Salmoniformes; Salmonidae
Source: RefSeq, a predicted model, not a curated record